UUGCUUCAACCAACAAGUCAGACACAGAGACCAUAGCAUAACACUUUUGGUGGUUCAACCAAGAAGAUAGAAAAAAAGUGAUAAUGGGAAAUUCCUUGGUUUCAUUGUUCCUUUUCACAUUCUUGUUGGUGGGUAGUGUCCAAUGUAACCCUAAUUAUGCAGAUGCAUUGGCCAAAUCCUUGUUGUUCUUCCAAGGACAGAGGUCAGGAAGGGUUCCUGCUGAUCAAUUACUCAGAUGGAGAUCAAAUUCUGGUCUUUUUGAUGGUCGCCUUGCCAAUGUGGAUUUAAGUGGAGGUUAUUAUGAUGCAGGAGACAAUGUGAAGUUCAACUUUCCAAUGGCGUACACCACGACCAUGCUGUCAUGGGGAACAAUUGAAUAUGGGAAGAGAAUGGGAGGACAAAUAAAAGAGGCAAGAGCAGCAAUUCGUUGGGCCACAGACUACCUUCUCAAGUGUGCCACAUCCUCACCUGGGAAGCUCUAUGUUGGGGUUGGAGACCCAAAUGUGGACCACAAAUGUUGGGAAAGGCCAGAGGACAUGGACACUGUCAGAACUGUGUAUUGGGUCUCUCCCAAUAAACCUGGCUCAGAUGUGGCUGCAGAAACUGCUGCAGCACUUGCUGCUGCAUCCAUUGUCUUCAGAAGGGUUGACCCAACAUACUCUAAGCAGUUAUUAAGGACUGCUCAGCAGGUCUACCACUUUGCUUUGCAGUACCAAGGUUCAUACAGUGAUUCACUUGGAUCAGCUGUUUGCCCAUUUUACUGCUCAUAUUCUGGUUUCAAGGAUGAACUAUUGUGGGGGGCUGCAUGGCUUUUCAGAGCGACAAAUGCUGUUUACUACUACAAUUUGGUGAAGUCCUUGGGAGCUGAUGAUCAACCAGAUAUCUUCAGUUGGGACAACAAAUAUGCCGGUGCUCAUGUUCUUCUCUCCAGGAGAGCAUUGCUGAAUGGCGAUAAGAAUUUUGAUCAAUACAAACAAGAAGCUGAGAAUUUUAUGUGCAAGAUCCUGCCAAACUCUCCCUCCUCUAGUACACAAUAUACACAAGGGGGACUCAUGUACAAGCUUCCUGAAAGCAACCUCCAGUAUGUGACUUCAAUAACAUUUUUGCUUACAAUCUAUUCAAAGUACAUGGCAGCUACAAAACACACAUUUAACUGUGGCGGUGUGUUGGUCACUCCAAAUACCUUAAGAAGCAUUGCAAAAAGACAGGUAGAUUACAUAUUAGGUGAAAACCCAUUAAGAAUGUCCUACAUGGUAGGCUAUGGUCCAUACUUUCCCAAGAGAAUUCACCACAGAGGAUCUUCCUUGCCUUCAAUAGCAGCUCAUCCACAAACCAUAGGCUGUGAUGGAGGGUUUGACCCAUUUUUCCACUCAAUGAAUCCUAAUCCUAACAUAUUGGUUGGAGCUAUAGUUGGAGGUCCAAACCAAAAUGAUGGAUUCCCAGAUGACCGCAGUGAUUACAGCCAUUCUGAGCCUGCAACUUACAUCAAUGGUGCUUUUGUCGGACCUUUGGCAUACUUUGCUGGUAGCCGUUAAUGUUUGAUUGACCUAAAUUGAAAGGUCAAGUAGGACUUGGUUAUCAAGUGUAGAUGUUAUCCUAUCUGCACCCAACAAAGGGAGCUCUACCAACCAAAAGGUUGGAAUGGAGUUUGAAGUUAGUGGUGUUCAUUUAUAGCCCUUUGACACAAAAAAAAUGUAACUUUAUCCAAUAUAUUUACAAUGCUUUAUGCUA
Vigna unguiculata (cowpea) is the source of this 1731-nucleotide messenger RNA. RefSeq names its product cellulase 3 (gene CEL3). Gene Ontology annotation, biological process: carbohydrate metabolic process. The record is from RefSeq and is a predicted model, not a curated record. NCBI's taxonomy places the organism in Eukaryota, Viridiplantae, Streptophyta, Magnoliopsida, Fabales, Fabaceae. Gene Ontology annotation, molecular function: hydrolase activity, hydrolyzing O-glycosyl compounds.